AUGGCGUCCUUGUUCACCGCGACGCUACAUCCUGGUCUGGGGCUCGGUCCCUUUGUGCUCGGUGCCUCACUGCAUGACAUCCUGACCCGACUGAAAGCCGAGCCUCAACGUUUCCCGAAGCUCAACUUGAUGCAUAAUCCACAACAGCCUGUCACCGAACCUGUCGUGCUCGAAUUGCCCGCCAACGGAAUCAGACUUCGCUUCGACGGCUCCGAGCAGCGCCUGCGACUGAUCGAAGUGAUCGACUUUACCAAGAAUCGGAUUACUUAUGGGCACCCCGAGAAGGAUAUAGUCAAGCCUCCUACAGAUCAGGGCGUCGCCUCUCCGAGGCUGGGCGGCGGCGGCGGCGAGUCAACUACUGGCCCAAAUUUUAGGACGAUUUAUCAUAGGCUGAUGGGUCCGACAUAUGCUGGCGAAUAUAUACCACCAAGUGAUGACUCGAGCCAGAUGGGAACAUAUAUCUUGUCAUAUCCCGGAGUCGCUUUCAGCUUCCCACUUCCCGUCUCGGGAUACUCGCCUGACAAGGACGUGGUCUCCCUCUUGGCAUCCACGCAGAGCCAAACAGCCAGUUCUAUGGCCAUCUUCAACGGCAAGUCAUGGGCGGAGGCCAGAGACGCGCUCUGGACCGAGGUGCUCCCGAGCAUCAACUCGACUUAUUUGUUCAACAAGAGUAAAGACGUCGUCCCCGAUGAGAUUUCUCUUGUCAAGAUCCACGGAGGUGGCAAGCUACAGUUGUUCAAGAAAUGGACGCCCUCUUCCGUGUGGAUAACUCUGGGAGAGACGACGCCUCAGGAUCUUGUUGGAGAAUUAGGGCCUCCCGACGCCAUUUAUCGCAAGAGUGAUCAGAGGAUGUAUAUCCACAAGGAUCGGACGGCAAGCCACAGCAGGUCCAGGUCGACUGGUCGGGAGUAUAAACGUGGCGAUGAUUUGACUGACACGGACCAGUCAUCAGUGCACACGGGCUCCGAUGAGACGGACGAGGACACCCUGGAAGACGAAUUUGUCGGAAAUGUCUCGAAAGAGUGCUUCUAUAACUACUUUUACUUGGGCUUUGACAUUCUUAUUUCUCCUCCUGUUACACCCUCGCCAGCACCUCCAUCGCAAGAAACUAGUAUGAACAACGAGUCAUAUCCCAACGACAAGGGAGUGCGGACAGAAAGCCCCGAUCGACUUGUCGCCUCCAAAGUCAUAUUGCAUGCCAAUAUCCCUGGAUCAUAUCCCUUCAAUCGGCACAGAAGAUGCCGCUGGGAGAUUGCAUACCUGUCUACACUAUCGUCAGAUGCACCCUCGGCGGACUCGGAGACCAAAUUCAACGAUCUUGAAGAGCGUCUGCGAGAAGAGUGGAAGAGCACGUACCCGUCGGAUUCAGAAGCACACAAACGUCAGCGGGGCAUGGUGCUCAACCGAGGCUGGGGCGAUAGUACCGGCUCAAGCUGCGAGCUCCUAGGCGGUUGGGAGGACAGUAGCGGAGGCGUUGCAGCGAGAAAGUUCGACGGCAACGAGGAUUCAACCACUACGCUCUAUGGAUUUCCAGGUCUGGUGUUCGAGGUACUGAAGAAUGGGUAUGUGAGCGCUGUGACUGUUUUCUGA
This is a messenger RNA of Pestalotiopsis fici W106-1, 1590 nucleotides long. RefSeq lists its product as uncharacterized. NCBI's taxonomy places the organism in Eukaryota, Fungi, Ascomycota, Sordariomycetes, Amphisphaeriales, Sporocadaceae. The coding region runs from base 1 to 1590 and encodes 529 amino acids. Gene Ontology annotation, biological process: Golgi to plasma membrane protein transport. The transcript has 2 exons. The record is from RefSeq and is a predicted model, not a curated record. Gene Ontology annotation, cellular component: trans-Golgi network.